Molecule: messenger RNA, 2868 nt
Organism: Oikopleura dioica
Lineage: Eukaryota; Metazoa; Chordata; Appendicularia; Copelata; Oikopleuridae
Source: the annotation of a GenBank genome assembly
AUGGCUUGUGUUUUAACCUCCGCGGGAGGCAUUAUUUCGCUCCUCGACGAGAAGGAGCCAGAACUUCAGAUCUACGCCCUCGAGCGGCUAAACGACGACAGCUUGAUCCGUCAAUUUUGGGCUGAAAUCGCUGAUUCCCUUGAGCCCAUCGAAAUCCUCUACGAAGAUGAGAGCUUUGCUGCGCGAAAACUAGCUGCUCUUGUUGCUUCGAAGGUCUACUUCAACCUUGGAAGCUACAGUGACAGUUUGAACUUUGCCCUCGCCGCCGAUGAAAUGUUCGAUGUUACCGAGCGAUCUGAAUAUGUCCAGGUUAUCAUUUCUAGCGCCAUCGAAACUUACAAAGAGCAGCGUAAAAACGGAGAAAUCCCAGAAAAACGACUUGAAAGCAUGGUCAACCGAAUGUUCACAAAAUGCCUCGACUCCAAGACUCUUCGACAGGUGAUCGGUAUCGCCAUCGAGUGCCGACGAUUCGAUGUUGUGGAGACCGCCAUCGCUCAGAGUCCAAAUACAAAUGACACUUUGGCUUACUGCAUGCAUAUCGCCAAAAACCUUGUCACUUCGCGAGAACUCCGAAAAGAAAUCCUCCGUCUUUUGGUCGCUCAGUAUACCAAGCUCGCAACUCCAGACUACAUCGCCAUCUGUCAGUGCCUCGUUUUCCUCGACGACCCCUCCAUGGUCUCUGAUACUCUUCGUAGCCUUUUGGCUAAAGAUGCUCUCAUGGCAUAUCAAAUCGGCUUCGAGCUCUACCAGAACGCUCCUCAAGGAUUUUUGAACAAAGUCGCUGAAUUCCUCCGCGGCGUUGCCCCAGCAGCUGCUCCUGCUGAUGCAUCCGAAGAAGCUGCUGAAGGCGAGGCUGCUGCAGCACCAGCUUCAGCUGAAAAAUCAUCCUCCGACAAGCUCGUCGAAAUCCUCAAAGGCGACAAGACCACUCAACUAAAUCUUCAAUUCCUCAUUCGAAAUAACAAAUCCGACCUCCUCAUCCUCAAGCAUUGUAAAGACUCCUGUAGAAAUACAAUUUGCCACACGGCCACGGUUAUCGCGAAUUCCUUCAUGCACUCUGGAACGACGACGGACAAAUUCCUCCGAGACAAUCUUGAAUGGCUCGGUCGAGCAACAAACUGGGCCAAAUUUACGGCAACAAGUUCACUUGGUGUCAUCCACAAGGGACACGAACAAGGCGCCCUCGAUCGAAUGGCCACUUAUCUUCCAAAAGAGUCGAACUCUUCUCCGUACCAAGACGGAGGUGGGCUUUAUGCUCUUGGCUUGAUUCAUGCAAACCAUGGAUCUGAAGAGAUGAUCAAGUACCUCGUCGAUCAGCUCAAGAACGCCCGGGACAACACUGUUCGGCAUGGUGCUUGCCUUGGUCUCGGUCUAGCUGCGAUGGGAACUGAGAACCGGGAAGUCUACGAGCUUCUUAACUCUCAGCUCACCCAAGAUGACGCUGUUGUCGGUGAAGCGGCUGGUAUCGCCAUGGGCCUUGUAAUGAUGGGCACAAAUCAUCAGGAAGCCAUCAACGAGAUGUGCCAGUACGCAGCUGAUACUCAGCACGAAAAGAUCAUUCGAGGUCUUGCUGUUGGCGUCGCCAUGAUUGUUUUCAACCGACUUGAGGAAGCCGAUAGCUUGAUUGAGAAUCUUAUGGCUGACAAGGACGCAGCUAUCCGACGAUGUGGAAUUUAUUGCAUCGCCAUGGCCUACGCUGGUUCUGGACUCAACGAGGCUUUGAGAAAACUUCUUCACGUCGCUGUUUCUGAUGUCUCCGACGAUGUCCGACGAGCAGCUGUUGAGAGCAUUGGUUUCGUUAUGUUCCGAAAUCAAGAUCAAGUCCCCUCGAUUGUCUCCCUCCUUUCCGAAUCAUACAACCCAUCAGUUCGAUACGGCUCUGCAAUGGCACUUGGAAUUGCCUGCGCUGGCACUGGAAACAAAGAUGCUCUUGCUCUUCUUGAGCCACUGACAGACGAUUCCGUCGCUUUUGUCCGCCAGGGAGCAUUUGUUGCGGAAUCCAUGAUUCUCAUUCAGCAAACCGAGGUCAUGCAGCCAAAGGUCUCAACUUUCCGAGAAAAGUUGAGGAAAACUAUUGAGGAUAAACAUGAAGACGCUAUCACAAAGUUUGGUGCUAUCAUCGGAACUGGAAUUAUCGAUGCUGGUGGACGAAACACUGUCAUCGGUCUUUCAACUAGAUCCGGCCACGUUCAUGCUCCAUCCGUCGUCGGAAUGCUCGUCUUCUUGCAGUUCUGGUUCUGGUACCCCUUGACUCACUUCUUGUCCCUUGCUUUCCGGCCAAGCUCUAUCAUCUGCUUGAACAAGAACUUGGACAUGCCCAAGAUCGACAUUAGAUCUGAUGCUAAGCCGGCUACUUUUGCCUACCCCGAUCCACUUGAGGAGAAGAAGAGCAAGGAAAAGGAGAAGGUCGAGACUGCUGUCUUGUCUACUACCGCCAAACAACUUGCCCGACAAAAGAACCGAAAAAUCAAGCGGGAAGCGAGCGAAAUGGAGGUCGAUGCGUCCGACGCAACUCCUAAGAACUCCGCCACUUCCAUCGCCUCCACUGCUAGCUCGACUGCUGUCAAGAUCAAAGAGGAGCCAAUGGACGUCGACGAGGAAAAAGAAGCGAAGAAGAACGCCAAAUUCGAAAUCCUUCAAAACCCUUGCCGAGCUCUCAACCAGCAGCUCAAGGUUCUUUCUUUGCCAGCUGACCAGACUCGAUACAGCCCACUCAAGCCACUUACGUCUGGUGGAAUUAUUUUGCUGCGAGAUGCUAACCCCGAGGAUCCCGAGGAUCUCUUGGAAGCUGUUACCGCUGGCGGACCAAAGCCAGAGGUCGAGGAGCCCGAACCAGAACCACCAGCACCAUUUGAAUACAUCGAGUAG